This is a messenger RNA of Calypte anna (Anna's hummingbird), 883 nucleotides long. RefSeq names its product chromosome 14 C7orf50 homolog (gene CHLSN). The record is from RefSeq and is a predicted model, not a curated record. The transcript has 4 exons. The coding region runs from base 139 to 693 and encodes 184 amino acids. NCBI's taxonomy places the organism in Eukaryota, Metazoa, Chordata, Aves, Apodiformes, Trochilidae.
CAGAAGGGACCCUGGGUGCCUCCUGGCUCCCAGCUGAUGUGAACAUGGCCAUUUUCUUGCCAAGCAGCUGGUCCAUUUGAACCUGGCCACCUCCUGACAAGCUGCAGCUGGGAUCUCUGAGCUGCUUCCCUUUCUGCUAUGUGCAUGGCAGCUUGUGAUGAGUUCUCAGCUCGCCUGCUACCGGGCAGAAAGCAACAGGAGAGAGCUGUGUUUGUGCUUUGUGUCUUCCAUUGGUGCUCAGAAUUACCAGAGGCACCGAAAGAAGAGGAAGAACUUACUGCAGAGGAAAAGAGGAAACUGGAAAGAAAAUUAAAAAAAGAGCGCAAGAAGAAGGAAAAACAGCUGCUGAGGGAAGCUGGGAUCUCUACUAAAAAGGUGGAGCCCAAAAAGCCAUCGGGAUGCGAGCUGGCUCUGGCUUAUUUAACCAGCUGGUCUGAAAACCCAGAAGAAUGGAAGUUUCAAAAAACAAGACAAACCUGGCUUCUUCUGCACAUGUAUGAUAAAGAGAAGGUUCCAGACAAUUAUUUCACCAUUUUACUGGAUUAUCUGCAAGGGCUUCAAGGAGGAGCACGAGACAUAACUGUGCAGAAAGCUGAAGCUUUUAUGAAGGAAUUUGAUGGUUCUGAUGUAGAAGACCCAAAACUGCUGGAGAAGUGUGAAAGGAUACGACAAGUUCUGCAACUGCUCUCCUGAGAAUAUUUUCUUGUCUUAAUGGUUGUGUGGUGGAGAGGAUAGGAUGUCAUAUACAGAGACAAUAAGAUAGUUGUAAAGGUGUAUUUUCUAAUAAGAAUCCUAAUAGUAAAUUCUCAGAUUUUGUAUUCAUAAUUGCAAAUGUUUCUCAUGUUUUGAGGUGAUGAAAUAAACCCAACAUAUUUGGUCCACC